CUGCGUUUCUACCAGCGGCACAGUAGAGGCCGUGGAGACAUGUCCGACCACUUUGCCUUUGCCACUUUCUUCCCUGAGAUCUUUCAACCCAUGGUGGGUCUCGUGGCCAACCUGGUGCACAGCAUCCUGGUGAAGGUGAAGGUCUGCCGCAAGACGGUCAAACGCUACGAUGUGGGCGCCCCGUCGUCCAUCACCAUCAGCCUCCCGGGGACAGACCCCCAGGAUGCCGAGAGGAGAAGGCAGCUGGCCCUGAAGGCCCUGAACGAGCGGCUGAAGCGCGUGGAGGACCAGUCAGCCUGGCCUAGCAUGGAGGAUGACGAGGAGGAGGCAGGGGCGAAGGCCGACAGCCCGCUGCUGCCUGAGCCCAGCACAGUCGGGAAGGGUGCCAGCCAGGAGUCCAGCCUCAUCACCUUCCAGGAUGCCCCAUCCCAGCUGUGCCCGGCCGACACGCCGCCCCCCUUCCCCACCCCGUCUCCAUCGGAGAGCUGCUAA
Molecule: messenger RNA, 492 nt
Organism: Pterocles gutturalis (yellow-throated sandgrouse)
Lineage: Eukaryota; Metazoa; Chordata; Aves; Pterocliformes; Pteroclidae
Gene: TMEM115
Product: transmembrane protein 115
Exons: 2
Biological process (GO): retrograde vesicle-mediated transport, Golgi to endoplasmic reticulum
Cellular component (GO): Golgi apparatus; membrane
Source: RefSeq, a predicted model, not a curated record